UAAACAUCAAUGGACAAACCAUAGCAAUAGGCGACCAAGAGGCAUUCAGCAGUGGCAAAGGAGGAAUUGAUUUCCGCCCCACAUCCCCUGGACAAAAUGAUAUGCAUUCUCAAUCCCGGAGCCGUAGAAGCUGGAUCUGGAACCAGUUCUUUGUGAUCGAGGAAUAUAGUGGACCAGAGCCAGUGUUGAUUGGACGACUGCAUUCAAGUGUGGACAAGGGUGAUGGCCGAACCAAAUACAUUUUAAAAGGUGAAGGGGCGGGCUCUGUGUUUGUCAUCGACAGCAGAACGGGAAAUAUUCAUGUCACCAAACCCCUCGACCGGGAGGAGAAAGACCAGUAUCGUCUUAUCGCCACAGCAACUGACAGACAGACGGGCCGAGCCCUGGAGCCUUCCUCCCAGUUCAUCAUCCAUGUACAAGACAUCAACGAUAACUCACCUGUGUUCCAGAGUGGCCCGUACAGUGCCACUGUGCCUGAAAUGGCCAACAUCGGCACAUCGGUUAUUCAAGUGACAGCCACAGAUGCUGAUGACCCAACCUAUGGGCACAGUGCCAAACUUGUAUAUUCAGUGAUUCAAGGCCAGCAGUACUUCACAGUGGACCCACAGUCAGGCAUAGUGCACACAGCAGUACCUGAUAUGGACAGAGAGACUCAAGCGCAGUAUCUGGUAGUGCUGCAGGCCAGAGACAUGGGCGGCCAUCAAGGGGGUCUGACAGGAACCACUACCAUCACCGUACAUCUCAGUGAUGUCAAUGACAACCCACCUCGCUUCACUCAAAGCAUGUGGUCAUUCUCUGUGUCUGAACUGGCCAUUCCUGGUGUGGAGAUUGGUCGUCUCUCGGCAACAGAUGCAGAUCUGGGAGAAAAUGCUUGGAUGGUCUUUACGAUCGUGGAUGGAGAGGCAGGGGACACGUUCAACAUAACCGGACUUAACCAAGAGGCUGUGAUUUUGUUAAACAAGGCUGUGGACUAUGAGAGACACAGUACAUACUCUCUCGCAGUGGAGGUGCAGAAUCCAAACGUGGACUCACGGUUUCUCAGGCGGGGUCCGUUUAAGGAUCGCACUAUGGUGCGCGUCACGGUUCUCAAUGCAGAUGAGCCACCGCGGUUCUCCCGCUCUCGGUACCGCCUGGAUGUGUCGGAAAACUGCCCUCCGGCAUGUGUGGUGGGGAGAGUGGCCGCUGUGGACCCGGAUACUGGCCUCAGUAACAAUAUAAAGUACUCAAUUGAUCCUGAGUCAGACCCUGAAGCGCUGUUCCACAUCGCCUCUGACAACGGUCUCAUUACCACGGCGAUGGAAUUGGAUCGGGAACAGGAGCAAUGGCAUAAUAUCACUGUCAUCGCUACACAGAGAGACAGCCCCAACCAAGUAACCAGGGUAGCAGUUGCCAUAGAGACACUGGACCUCAAUGACAACGCCCCCGAACUGGACCGUCAAUACAGCACCGCUGUGUGUGACUCCAGCACUGCCGGACAGGUGGUGCAGGUAAUCCGGGCGAUAGAUAAAGACCAGAGCAUCUCUCCAAUCCACUUCAGUAUUCCGCCGGAGACCAGCAGCUCCAUCAACUUCUCCAUCAGAGAGAGGGGAGACCACACAGCGAGUCUGCUGCUCUUGACAUCCCUGAAGGCUCUUCCUCGCUCUUCGUCUUUACUAACUCUAAAAAUACCAGUAAAACUUUGUGACGAUGAAUCAGAUCUCAGCAGCACGGGAACAGUUACCGUUACGCUGUGUCCGUGCCAGAAAGGAGGGAUGUGGGCAGAAGAACGAAAGCAACAAACGGACGACAUGGAACCAUCAUCACCGGAAUGGGAAAGGCAGGCGGUGUGCUUGCCUUUACCGUCAAACUCUCCGCUGUUGGGAGUCAGCACAGCCGCCAUGUUGGCGAUACUGGCGUGUGCUUCGACUUUUCUGGUGGUGGUGGCGCUCUCGCUAUCGUUGCGCAGGCAGAAACGGGACACUCAGUCUCCAGUGGAAGACGAUGAGAUCCGGGAAAACAUCAUUACGUAUGACGACGAGGGAGGCGGGGAAGCUGACACAGCCGCGUUUGAUAUUGUGACCCUGAAGAGCGCUCCCCAGAGCAUGAGGAGGGCACAGCGCCUUCGAGACAGCAAGAAUAUGUAUUCUCAGGACAAUCUGGACAUCAACAGAACGUUCAGCUGGAGUGAGAAUUUGGAUCCGCACCGCCCUGUUUCUGCUCCUCUCUACGGACGGUACUGCUAUAGCAUCCAAACCCUCCCCGCUCCACGAAACCGACUGGCACCGUUCAACUCCAAACUGGACCUCACCAAACUGGCGUAUGUUCUCCCCGGUAGCCACGGCCAGCCCUGCGGUCCUUUAGAGUCUGGUUCUGUUUAUAUCGGCAAGAGCAGGGAUGGAUCAGAUCAAGGGCUCGACGAAAUCACCAAUAGUAUUCCGAAAGAGAGUGAGACAGGAAGUGAGGUCAUCUCAGAGAGCCACACACUGAGCCAGGACCAGGGUUCCAGUCAGUGCGGUUCUUCCUCAGAGACCUCCAGCAGUUUUGUGGGGCAUAAAACGGGGUCGUCGCCUCAUUGCUCGACCACCCGAGCCUCCAUUUCAACCAUCACCAAUGACGACUCCACCCCUUCGGUUCUGGACAAAAACACCACCCAAACCACCUCAGGCCACUGCAAACAGGAAAUGCCAUUCAGAACAAUGGAAGGGACCUUGCUGAGAGGUGGCGGAGGAAUAUCUUUAGCCGGACCUGCUUUCCUCUACCCAGAAGCUGCUGGGCUAAUGGGCUUAUAUGGAGUAGGUGGGCAGGACUAUGUGCCACACCUCUUGAUGCCCCUCCCAGGAGGGGCGGGGCUGUAUGAGAAAGGUUGGAGCUUGGGAAAGGGGAAGGUUGGACAAGCGAACACUGAAAAGACAGAUGCAGAUUCUCUAACAAAUAGAAUGGCCGACUUUCUGCAACACCGUUUAGCCCUAGUGACCUUCGACCCCAUGCAGCCGCCAUACGACUCACUGCAGACGUACGGACUGGAGGGGAGCGGGUCACAGGCGACAUCUCUGAGCUCGCUCGAAAGCGAGGCGGAGAAAGACAUGGAAAAAGAUGGAUUUGAAGAAUGGGGACCCAAGUUUCAAAGGUUGCUUGAUAUUUUUAGGGAACGAGAGAACGAAAAAGAUGAUAAAGGAAAACAAGAGGAUGAGAAUUUAAAAGAAGAACACCAGUUAGAAAAACCAAACCAGGAAGAUGAAAUAAGGGAUGGAAAAGAGGCAAAGAGUGAGACAAAAAAAGACAAAUCGAGUGAAUCAAACGAGACUGGGCAGGAAGAGGAGGAAAACACAGAGGAAAAGGGGAAAAGACACUAAAGGGGAAAUAGGAACCAGAGAGAAAAAGGAAAUGUUGUGAUGUCACGCCGUGACUAUUCAAAAGCAAUAACUGCUGAAAGGAGCCAAUGAGCACAAUCCGGAGAGAGAAUUUUAUGUGGACCUGCCAAAAAUCUGUAUUAUCAGUGUUUUACAGAACCAAACAGUAUUAUGGACGUCCCUUGCUCAGUUUCACAUGCAUUCAUUUGAUGCCCAAACACACAUACGAGUGUGUGGAAUAUCUGUCAUCAGUUACUCACCAACAAAUCAAUCCAAAACCAAUUGACUUUCUUUAUUAUGUGUAACACAAAAGGAGAAAAACAAUUGUUAGUUCAUGUUAACUAAUGUUAACCUUAAUGUUAACAUGUUUAAUAAUGUGAACCUUAUUGUAAAGUGUUAUGGUGCGUUCACACACAACGCGAAGAAAAUUUUCACCUUUCGAGUUUGACCGCUGGAUUAUAAAUGAGUGUUUAAACUCACGUUUACGUGACUAACGGAAAAGGACAGGGGGAGGGGCUUCUACGACUUGGUUAAGAGUAAAGUACAACCAAUAGCUGGAAUCAAGUAGACGCGCAUAUUUUCAGGACUUACCAGGAAGUCCAGCUUCCUCGCUCACUUUCCUCCAAGCGAUGUGUUUGUUCGUGCGGUCUCUUUACGUGUAUGAUGUUGUGUCAUACACUGCCGGGUGCCCACACAUCGCUACAGCAAAUUUCAUCCAUUUUUCCAGAUUUCUUCUGCUACUACGUCAGUACGUCAGUGAUAUCCGGACAAUCUCAAUGCUGAUAGGCUUUCGCGACAACCGCGUCGAUUUUUGCUCGAGUUGAAAAAUUUCAACUCGUGUGAAUACGCGAAUGAAGCGAUUCGGGUCGCGCCAUUCGCUUCAUUCAUGUCUAUUCACAUCUUUGCGUUGACUUUGUAUGUAAUCACGCCACUCGAAACGCUUGCUUCGCGUUGUAUGUGAACGCACCAUUACCUGUACAUUUUUUUAAGAAACAUUUUUGCACCUUUUUAUGCAUUUACAAUGAAAAGAACGCAAAAGCAUAAUCUAUUAAAGUAGUCCAUACAACCUGUGUGACAUAUUCCAAGCAUACAGACCUCCCAAUUUGAUUUGUUUAGCUUCCGAUUUCCAAAUUAUUUGAUUCGAUUCUGAUUCCUUUGGGUAUAUUUAAGUUAUAAUGUCCAUUUUGCUUACAUAUAAAAUGAAAAUAUUUCCCAGCUAAUGCUGUAAAUUAAACCUGAAACUGACUAACUUGUUUAAUUACAUGGCCAAAACUAUGCAGUUCUAUUGAUAUUUAUUUAACACCAUCAAAACUGAUGGUGCGUGGUUUUGGAAUAAGGGGCGUGGCUAAUUCAACGGCUCAUUCUCGUGAAAGCUUCAGAAUGCUAAAAUCGCUUACAGCACCUUUAAGCGUAAACGUAUCAAAUUUCUCGAGCCUUGCCCAGCAUGUCCGCGUAGGAUUAGAGGUGAAGUCAGUGAGUUGGUUUGUAAACAUACCUACUGGUUUAGUGAACUGCGUCAAUCGAUUCCUUUAGAAGAUCUGAAUCAAAAGAAUGGUUCAUUCUGAAAUCAGACAUCGCUACUUCUCAUUAAAGAAGGGCAGAUGUUAAGAUUUUCAGUGAAUUACGACUUCAAUUCCUAUCUGUUGCAAACACAAAGCUAUCACAUGACUUCAGAAGACUUGGAGUAUGGUGCACAAGUAUUACUGACCACUUUUACGGUGCUUUUGUGUCCCUAUUGAAGCUUGAAAGCUCCGGUCCUCAUUCAUUGUAAUUGCAUGGAAAAGGUUGACAAUUUUAAUCAAUGAGCUGGAUGCUUGCAAUGGAGACAGCUUUGUUGAUUAUAGUGGGAGUGAUCGAGUUUUGUAGCGCCACUCACUUAGUAUAGAUUGCAAUAUAGAUUGGAUAGAAGAACGCCUACACACUAGAGUUGCGCUAUUAAAGUUUACUCCGAAACCAUUGAUUUCAAUGGGGAUGGUGCCAUCAUAAACCUGACAGACUGCAAAUGUGAAUAACAUCACUACUUUUUGUUCUAUAUUUUCCAUAAAACAUGUAUAGCUUAAAUUGUAUGUACGUGGUGAGGGAUCCACUAAAAUAGGCACUGGAUGCAAUUCCAGGGAUGUUGGAUCUGGAUUGGGUUUGUUCCAGCACAGCUUAAGCCUCGCACACACACAUUACCAUUACAAGUUACACAAGCUGUUUCCGUUGUAGUUCUCUCCUUACACUUAAGUGAAUAAUUUAUGUCAGCAUGCCAAGCCAAUGUUAUGAAACAUCUCAUUUGUGAAAUAAUGAUUUCAGCCCUGCAAGCUGCAUUGUUUGAAAAAUAGGUCUCAUGAAAUAUGUACAAUCGCUGACAAAUUCAUAUUGAUGCCUGUGUAUUAAUAAGGGAACACCUUUGUGCAUAUUUUGACUGCAAGGAACCUAAACACACGUGUAAAUAAAAAAGAAAUGAUUUUGAGCAUGGCUAACUUUUAUCCAUUUUCCAGAUCUGUUUUAGUCACUUCACAAGUCAAGAUUCUUUGCCUGGUUUAGCCUAUAACAGACCAUGAAACCAUGUCACUUGUCAGCACUUAUUUAACCCUAUUUGUACACAAGACCUAUGCAAAUGAAUCCAAAAGACAAUGAACUUAGAAACUGAUUAUAUUUCUGGUAGCACUUUACAAUAUGGUUCUAUUUGUUUACAUUAGUUCAUGCAUUAGAUACUGUAUUAUGCACCAACAAUGAAAAGCAUAAAUGAAUCUUGGUUAAUGUUAGUGUAUACAUUAUUAGUUAACAAUGCAUAUACAACUUUUAAUGUUAUAAAUAUAAGCAUUAAUUAAUAAAUGCAUUAGAAGUAUUGUUCAUUAUUAGGUCAUGUUAACUAUUGCGGUAACUAAUGUAAACCUACACAACCUUACGGUAAAGUGUUACCAUGUUUCUUUCCCCCCUGUUUUUCUGUGGUGUUUCUAGGCUAAUCUAAAUCGCCUUUUCAUGUACAGAUGUAAAUAUUGUUUACAAAGUUUUUAGACAUGGGAGUACAUUUGGUUAUGUAAAUGUUGAAUGAAUUCCUAAAGACCACGGGAGGAAGAUCCUGAGAAUUUCUAACCUGUUGUAUGAUCACAUGUGAAAUUACUUUAUGAACUGUCAGCUAAUAUUCAAUAA
Xyrauchen texanus (razorback sucker) is the source of this 6467-nucleotide messenger RNA. Its product is annotated as cadherin-24-like. The record is from RefSeq and is a predicted model, not a curated record. Gene Ontology annotation, biological process: cell-cell junction assembly; homophilic cell-cell adhesion; multicellular organism development. The transcript has 13 exons. Gene Ontology annotation, molecular function: cadherin binding; calcium ion binding. Gene Ontology annotation, cellular component: adherens junction; catenin complex; plasma membrane. NCBI's taxonomy places the organism in Eukaryota, Metazoa, Chordata, Actinopteri, Cypriniformes, Catostomidae. The coding region runs from base 102 to 3332 and encodes 1076 amino acids.